Messenger RNA from Lymnaea stagnalis (great pond snail), 7823 nucleotides. The record is from the annotation of a GenBank genome assembly. Lineage: Eukaryota; Metazoa; Mollusca; Gastropoda; Lymnaeidae.
AAACUAGUUGAUCAUAAUCGCAUGAAGCUUUGUCUUAUCAAGGAAGCACAAACACUUCUCACUUUAUCAGGAGUUCAAGAAAUUACCUCAGUGUUUUUUGGUGGAGGUAAGAAAUAUGCAAAACAAAACAAAAAACAAACCACACAAAAAAUGAGAGAUUACCAGCAGUAAGACAUUUGGGUUCAAAAUAAUUUUUAAAAUAUUGUAAUUAUGGUUUUGCUUUUAAGUGCCAUGUUCGACUACAACAUAAAUAGAUAAGACCAUUAAAUUAAUAACAAACAACUUUUUAAAAUGUACCGGGUAUAUAUUAAUAUGCUGAACAAUAUUGUGUUUCAUUAUUUAUCAUCGUUACAGAUGUGUUAAUGUUGUUUGCAGUUUAAUAACAGCUGAUGAUUAUUCUCAUGAGUCAAACUCAUUGUCAUAUUAUGGUAAACAUGUUGUAAGGCCAUUACUAAGGGCCUGUGGCAGGGUGACUGUGACCAAACGCCUCUAGGUCAGGGACCCGCACCACCGAGGCGACUUGGUGGUGUCACAUGGGGUUUGCCUCUUCGUGGCGUGCCAGACUAGUAGGGAGGCUUUCUUCUCCCGAAGCCAAAAACCCCGGCCACUUGCACGACUCCCAACGCAACGGAAGUAACGCAAUAACAUGAUUGCUUAUUGCCGUUAAUGGAUAAGAGCCCUGGGUGGCGGUUAAAACCCUUGCCGAUGAUUUUAGCUACACGGCCCUGAGAAAGCUGCUCCAAGGCGACCGUUGCGUCCCAGCUUUCGUCCCGAUCGGACAACUCCCUGGGCGGUGGGGGAAGAUGACGCAACACCUUUCCCCCAGAGAGGAACCAAAGCCGUGCAGACCCAAGGAGAGUGGACCGCGAACGCGUUAAAUGCAGCGUUUUCAGUCAAACGGACUGGGGGCCAGGGGGGAGGUUCCCGAGCAUGGUCUGGCGGUGGGGAGACCCGGCGUCGGCCCGUGUGGAGGUGAGCGGUUGGGGGGGGGGGGGAUUAAGAGCUCGCGCUCGACGACCCACCAACGCCACCUCCAAUGUGUGUCUGGCGGUGGGGAGACCCGGCGUCGGCCCGUGUGGAGGUGAGCGGUUGGGGGGGGGGGUAUUAAGAGCUCGCGCUCGACGACCCACCAACGCCAUCUCCAAUGUGACAUUAAGGGCCUGUGGCAAGGACUCAAAAUCUAAUCUAAUGCUACUGAAAAAGAUGCCACUUAAAUCAAAUAAGUUUUAAAGGGAUAGUCAUCUUAUGAAUAUGCUUAUUCUAAAUGCCUGUACAUUCAAUGGCUCAUCAAUUGUAACAAACCUUUACCAUUUAAAAGAGUAUGUAAUUCUUGAAACAAUUUGAUUCAAUUUACUCUAAUUCAAAUAAUUAAAUUUUUAUCUGCAUCAAUUAUUUAUUUUUAAAAUAUUAUUGUAACAUUUAAAUGUUUUGUUUUUGUUUUUUCCUUUUUUUCCCUGCAAUAAAUGCAGUUACCGGUAUAGCUUACAUUAUAUUCGUUCUAUAUCUUAAGACUCGAGUUGAGUUUUAUAGUUUGAAAUCAAUCCUUACAUCAUUACCUUUAGACAUUAGAGCUGUGUUUAAAAGAGGGUUAUGUUUUGAUGGAGUAUUAUUAAUAAUCAAUGUGUUUAGUUACAGCUGUUGUAGAGAAGUUUUUAUUGGGAAAACUUGACAUCAUGUAAUAUGGGCUGUGUCCGUCUACUGUACUUAAAACAUCAAGUGUGGGUUGAGUAAACUUGACAUCAUGUAAUAUGGGCUGUGUCCGUCUACUGUACUUAAAACAUCAAGUGUGGGUUGAGUAAACUUGACAUCAUGUAAUAUGGGCUGUGUCCGUCUACUGUACUUAAAACAUCAAGUGUGGGUUGAGUAAACUUGACUGAUAUAAUUUUAAAUUACUUAUUUAUCUAAAUACACUUCAACACUUCGCCUCAGCCUUUCAAACCUUUCCAUGUGACAUCCUCAGGCACUCCCAGCCUGGCCCACCCAGACACAAUCAAAAUGUUCAUGUGACAUCCUCAGGCACUCCCAGCCUGGCCCACCCAGACACAAUCAAAAUGUUCAUGGAGGAUAUCAAGAGCCGGGUCUCUGUCCAGCCCACUGCAGAAAUCAGCAUGGAAAUAAACCCAACUUCUCUUGAGCUGGAGAAACUCAAGUAAAACUUAAAGAAUCAAUUGUGAUCAUUACUCGAGGCAUUGAUCUCAAACCUACUUUAGUAAUGUAGCAAAAUUUGAAUCUGUUUAUUGGUGUAUAUAUAUACAUCUUUUAAUAUAAGUUACAAGAUGAUGAGAUCUAAGGUUAUAAACUCCUUUUUUUCCCCACAUUAUUCACGUGAAAUUGAUAACCAUUUAGGGAUUUCCAGGAUGCUGGUAUUAACAGAGUUUCCAUUGGUAUACAGACAUUAGACAGAUACGGUUUAAAUUUACUUGGCAGAGACCAUUCUGUUGAGGAGAGCCUAAGGUAAAUUUAAACAAUGGACUUAAGCAAAGUUUUAAAUUUAGAGGCAAGGCAUUCCAUUUUUGGGGUAAGAGUUCACCAAACACUUAACACCAUGUUACUCAGCGCACGUUUUAUUGCUCUGUUGUUCUUUUUUCUGUCAUUUUUAAAGCCAAAGCUAUGUUUGUGAUAUGCAUUAAUAUAAAUUACAGUGCACCAUUCGUAUUGAAAAAAUAUUAUUUUACAGUAAUGAAUAAUCUAUACCAAAAUGUGGUAGCAAUUGAAAAAGGUGGUAAUGGACUUGCAACAAACUCAUUGAACAUGCGGAAAAACUAAUACCAGCGUUCAUUUAGCAUUAAAAGCCUCAUUGUACCGGGUAACAUGAGUCUAGAAGUACUCCACAAUGUUUUAUUCCACAGAUGUCUAGAAAUGGCAAAGUGUUUAUUCCCCAGUUCCGUGUCAGUAGAUUUAAUUUAUGGUUGGCCAGGUCAGACUUUGUCCUCAUGGUUAUCUGAGCUUCAAGAGGUAAAUGUUGUUUACUUGUACUCCUAAUCUUGAACAUUAAAUGCAAAUUAAAAUGAUACAGAUUAUAAUAAUUGGUUACCGUACAUAUUUCCUAAGUGGUUUUUUUGUGUUUUUUUGUGCGCAAACCACUUAUAGGUUUUAGGAAUCUGAUUUUAAACCAGUUAUCAGGUAUUAUAAAUUAUUUCCAACUGAUCUGCAUGGUUAGUCCAGUUUGACAUGAUAUUAUUUAAGUGGUAUCGGUACUUGAAAUCUAUUUUCAAAAUUAUUAAAACAAUUUGAUUAUCCUUUUAUUAAAAUCCAUAGCUGGUUAUAGUUUCAAAACCAAUAACCAGAAAUACAAUAGCCUUGAAAGAUCCUUGAGAAUUAGUAAUAUUACAUUAUUGUGUUAUUUUAAAAUUGUUCUUUUUUUUCCAAGUACUUCAUAAUAUUUAAUUAUAAUGUUUAGUUCUUUAACUUUUAAGGUUACCUUUAAAAUUGUUGACUGACCUCAGUAAAAUACAUUCUAAUUUGGAAUGUUAAUUUAACCUUGUAAUAACAUGUAACUUUUUUUUCCAUUUGGCCAGAUGCUCCAUCUCUGUGACUAUCAUAUUUCAUUAUAUCAAUUAACACUAGAGAGGGGGACAGAUCUCUUCAAGCAAAUUCAUCAGGGACAUUUAGUAGGUUUUUACUUUACAAUAACACAUUUCCUUCUACUUAUGACAUUAAAGACAGUAACACCAUCAAGACUACCUUAUGUCCACACAAAAAUAUUCAUUCAAUUUAAAUGAAUGUUUGAACAUAAAGAUUUAAUUAAUGAAAUUUUAAAUCUUUUAAAUUGAGACUUCCUUCCUCUGAAAUUGAAAUGUUUAUAAUUUUUGUUUCCAUGGAAAAGUUAUCAAAUUUAUGUCAUAUAUUCAUAUAAAAAAUCUAAAAUAUAAUGUUCUCCAUAUGGAUUUCAAUCAAUGAAUUAGUCUAAAUAAGAAAGCUUUUGGAUACCGGUACUAUCAAUAAGUAUUUUUUUACUGUUUCAGUCACCUGUAGAGCAACAAGUUUCUGAAGAUAUGUACCUCCAAGCUGUAGAGGUAAAUGAUGAAAUAUCUCUAUUAGUAGUAUUUGUUUAAACUGGUGCAAAUAUGAGAGCAGACUUGUAUGAUUAACAAAAAAUAUAACAGUCAUCAAAGUUCUUUGUAAUAAUGACUAUAGAAGGGUCUAUAGCUACAUCAUUAGUACCAUAACCAUUAGACGCGAGCCAUAUUUUGGGCAUAUUUUGAGGGGUGGACAAAUUGCGUCCUAUACGCCGGCAAAGAAAUGUCAGCAUGUUCUGAAUAGUAGUUUUUUUAAAAUUUCUUUAUGAUUUUGAUAUGAUUAAAGUUAAAAUCUUUAUUUCUUAGCCAUCAUAUAAUAAUAUACAUCACUCUUAAAAUAUUAAGAAACUGCAAAAAAUUACAAUUUCCAGCUCUUAAAUAACAACGGAUUUGAAAGAUAUGAAGUUUCCAAUUUUGCAAAGCAGGUAAGAAUUUGUUGGCAAAGUCCAAUGUUUUGCAUUUAGUACCUGUAUUGAAAUCUGAAUCUGAAACUGUAAGCUUGUCAUUAGUCAUUAUGUGGAAAGACCAUUUACUUUAUUUGCUUUCUUUGUGUUUCUUGUUGUUCUUUCUUCAAAGUGGUAUUCGAUACUGGUAUUUGUUAAAUCUUCUGAGUGCAUAAGAUGAUUCAUCAAUAAGUCUUCGCUGAUACUAAUUAUCCUCAUGUAAGAAGGUUUGUACCAUAAUAGUAUUAAUAUUAAUAGUUUAAUUGCAGAAAUAUUGAAUAUUCUCUCAUCCAAUCUAACGCUAGAAAUGCUACAGCCAUCAUAAUAUAUCCUACUGGACGGGCCAGGCAUAUAUUGGAGUUGGACCGGGUAAUGUUUCUUGGUUUCAAAUAUUUUUUGGUACUAUUACUAAUUACUAUCCCUACUAUCUCACAUAAAAAAUAUUGCCCAUAUAAUCUUUAUUUUUUAAUUCACAACAUAAAAUAGAUUUCAGAACAUGGAAAUUUAAUUAUAAAGAAGCGCUGUUAAAAAAAAAAAUGCAAUAAUAAACCAAAUUAAUAGUAUAGUUUAGUAUAUUUUAUUUUCUAACUUUAGAUAUUUAAAAAAAUAUUGUGUCAAUAUAUUUUUAUUUAAAAUAUCACUUUGUAGGAGCCCAUGGUAGAUUCAAACCAGUUAAUAAAGACCAUAGAGAGGCAAGAAUACAAACAUUGGAACCUAAUGACUGGAUGUGGGAAGUUGAAAAAUUUGGCCAUGCCACACGCAAAAUAAAACAAUUAAAUCCUCAAAAUCAGUGAGUUACUGUUGCCAUAUAAUAUUUACAUUUCAUGCAUAAUCCAGAAAUUCUAUUUUCAGAAAUAUAUUUUGAAUAAGUUUUCAAAAAAUGUGUUUUAUAAAUUAUUUUAUUUUGUUAAAAUUGUGGUUUAGAAGUGUCCAUUUCUUCGUGCUACAAGUGUUUUGUUUAUUGUUUUAUAUUUUAGGUUAGAAGAACUCUUGUCUGUAGGGCUGCGAACUAAAAAAGGUGUUUCUAGUAGGGUACGUUUUACAUUUUUUUACCAAAUUAUUUCAAGAACUAUGUUUGACUCCAUACCAAUAAACCAAUCAAAUUAUUUUUUGUAUCUUAGUUGUUUUUUUUUCAAUUAUUUUAGCUCAUAUUUUAAAUAAUUAUUUUAAAUCAUUUAAAUUAUUUUUAAAUGAUAUAUUUAAAUACUCAUCUGUGGCAAUAGGCAUCAUAAUCUGUGUAAUAGCUCAACUAUUUUAUUAUGAAUUUUAUUCAUUACAUAUUUCUCAUUUUUAUGUAUAUAUUCACUGAAGAUCAUACAUUGUCUUGUAGGAAUGGUCUAAUGUCGAACCAGCGAGUUGUAUGAAAGAUGUGCUCUUUGAUGAUCCAAAGGUCCAGUUGUUUGUUCAAAAGGGACUUCUCAAAUUUAAUGACAGGUGUGGUAAGAAUGUCAGACAAAGGCAAAUGUCUUAUUCCUAGUUACUAGUAUAAGAAAACGAUUCGGUGCAAUUUUGGAUUAAAGUCAAGGAAAUUUGGCCACUAAUAGUAAUGUAAAUAAAAGUAUUUGUAAAAGAUGGAUUGAUGGAUUAACUGUGCACAAAUUUUCAACUUUAGGUAUUGGUACAGGGCAUUAAUUUUUAAAACUUCCAAUAUCACAUCUCACUUUGAUGUGCAGUCACAUUUAUCCCCCAGCCACAGUCAUUGGUUGACUGUACAUUUAAACUUUCAAUUUAAAUGUGGGUAAGGCGGUGGCAGUCUCAGAUAGCAGUUAACUGGGAGAAUUUCAUUUCCCUGAAUAUUGAUUGGCCCCAAAAAUGUGAGGACUUGUUUUAACAGAUCGAUCAUAUUAUGUUUGAAAACAUCAAACUGCCUCAUGGUGCAAAAUGGUACGGUUCAUGAAAAGGAUAAAAUAAUUUUUCCAGAUUUAGCAUUUUAAAGUGCCACCUUUCAAAAUUACAAUUUGACCCAAAUCUCCUUGCAGCUACAAUGGACCCAUGGAUUUUUUCAUGCUUGAUGUCCAUUAACUAGUUAUUCUAAAUGAAAAUUUCAUAAUGAAAUUCAACUAUUCCUCUUAACUGUUAAAAAUAAUAUGGUUGAUCUGCAGGUUUUCACAUAUACCUUCCAACUUCAUGUGUCAACAAAUUACUCAAGCGUCCAUGAUUUUUUUUUUUUAAAUUCAUAAAUAUACCACACAUAUAAAAUUGGAGUAAUUCACACUGUUUCAUUAAUUAUGUAAAUAACAUUUGACUUAUUUAAUUUCAGAUAAAAUCAAUAAAUGGUAAUCUAAAUAAAUAUAACCUAAUUUUUUGGGGCCCAACCCUGGUGUCUCAGCUUGUUAAAUUAUACAUACAGAUUAAAAAUUUAGCAAGCCAAACAUCAUUUUUUCCAUAUUUGACACUGUGUCAUAAUUUAAUGGCACCCUGUCAUUUUUUUUUUCAGAUCCACUGAGACAUAGUCGCAUAAAAUUAGAUGAUUCAAGUUCAAAUUAAAACCAUUUUUUAUAUAUUUUUUUGUUUACACUCAAAUUAAAAAGUAUUGCUGUACCUCUUUAAGUAAGAUACAUAUACUUUAUUUCAGGGGACUGUGUGCAUCAGACGAAGGGAUGAAUGUCCUUGACAGUUUACUUCCAGACUUGUUGAAUGCUGUGGAAAAAGAUUAUUUCAGAAAAAGGACAGCAGUAUGAUCCAAGUUUAGAUAAUUUAAUGUAACCGAAUUCUGUUAAAGAAUCUGAUUUUAAAAAUGUGACAACAUUUAUCAAGCUGCUGCUACAGAGGAAGAUCAUAUCAAAUUAGACCUGUUAACUGGGCAAGGUUAGCCAUUAUUCAGCAAUUUAUAGCUGUACCAUUUGAGACAAGUGAACAAAGUAAUUAGGUGGCAGUUUUUAUGCACUGAAAAUGUAAAUAAAUAUAAUCUACCUCAAGUAGUUCAAGCCAGGGAAACCAGCAGUGUCAAGAGAUAUAAAAAAAAAUUGUUUGUUUUGUGAUCUUUCAAUUUCAAACUGAACACAGUCCUUAGCCUUGUUAUCUGUGUAGAGCAUAGGGCGGUUAUUUGAACAACAGCUUUCUUUGCCACCUUAUUGUCAAUAGCGUUACAGCUAAUAUUUAUUGGGUUCACUUUGAGAUGUCUCCCUCAAAGUAUUCUGAUGUCUUUCUUGCUUCCUCUCUCCCUUUGGUAGCAUCAUAGUAUAACAUGGAAUGAUCAGCAAUAUUUUCCCAGUCUUUGAGUUCCAUUUCUUCAUCUUCCAUACAUGAUCACAUUAGUUGAUCCACAUUUUUUUCUCUUGUCAACUUUAAUUUUUAUGGAAUAAAGUCAGCACCUAGGCAAUUUUUUUUACAAUUUUCUUGUCUCAACGGCAGUGAUGUG